UCUGCCGCUCUGUGAAUAAUUUAUGUGAGACGUCUUUCGAUUCGGCCUACGUUAUGUUUUCUCAAGAAACAGUUUCUUGAGACGUUCCAUUUGUUCGUUUCAAAGAUUUCACGAGGGAGCCAUACUCCGUUCGGUCUCGUCUGUCGCGGUGCUUAUCCUCAGGGAAAAUAGUAGAAAACAAUUUUGUCUGGUCUCAUUCUUUAAGUGUUAACCUAGUGUUGCGAAAUCUUGAAUCAACAAGUGUGGCUCAUAAGGAACUUUUGGGUGAUUAAAGGAUCAUGGCCAAGCAUCAUCCUGAUCUCAUCAUGUGUCGGAAGCAGCCAGGGAUAGCCAUCGGCCGUUUGUGUGAGAAAUGUGAUGGGAAGUGUGUCAUCUGUGACUCUUAUGUUCGCCCAUGCACCCUUGUACGUGUGUGUGACGAGUGCAACUAUGGAUCAUUCCAGGGAAGGUGUGUAAUAUGUGGUGGAGUCGGGAUAUCUGAUGCUUACUAUUGCAAAGAAUGCACUCAGCAGGAAAAAGAUCGUGAUGGGUGUCCCAAGAUUGUUAAUUUGGGAAGUGCCAAGACCGAUCUGUUCUAUGAACGUAAAAAGUAUGGAUUUAAGAAAAGAUGAUCCAUAUCCAAUUUUCAUAUGAUGAUUAGCAUUAUAAUGAGACUGCUGAAUUCAAAACCCCUGUAGUAGUUUAAAUAUAUUAGUGCUGCCAAAGUUGGUGGCAGUCCGUUUCAACAUUUCCUAGUUCUCAUAUAAGUAGAAUGUACUGGAGAAUUAAAGAAGCAAUGCAAAAUUGUAAAGACCACACGAUCUUCUUGCCAUCACGGAGUUGUAUUGAAUAGCCUCCAUGCUUCAGAAAAGGUUCAUUCUACUUUCUGAUAUCAA
Molecule: messenger RNA, 875 nt
Organism: Musa acuminata AAA Group (dessert banana)
Lineage: Eukaryota; Viridiplantae; Streptophyta; Magnoliopsida; Zingiberales; Musaceae
Product: PHD finger-like domain-containing protein 5A
Exons: 2
Coding region: 279-611 (110 amino acids)
Biological process (GO): mRNA splicing, via spliceosome
Cellular component (GO): catalytic step 2 spliceosome; U12-type spliceosomal complex; U2 snRNP
Source: RefSeq, a predicted model, not a curated record